Molecule: messenger RNA, 759 nt
Organism: Gastrolobium bilobum
Lineage: Eukaryota; Viridiplantae; Streptophyta; Magnoliopsida; Fabales; Fabaceae
Product: secreted RxLR effector protein 161-like
Exons: 2
Coding region: 1-759 (252 amino acids)
Source: RefSeq, a predicted model, not a curated record
AUGUGUCCUAAGACACCUGCCGAAAGGGAACGCAUGGAGAGGAUUCCAUAUGCAUCAGCAAUUGGAUCCAUUAUGUACGCCAUGCUAUGUACUAGACCAGACGUUUCUUAUGCUUUAAGCAUUACGAGCCGAUACCAGUCUGACCCUAGAGAGAGUCACUGGACGGCCGUAAAGAUAAUCCUUAAGUACUUGAGAAGGACUAAGGAGUUGUUUCUGGUUUAUGGUGGCAGUAAUGAGCUGAAAGUGAAGGGGUUCACUGAUGCUAUCUUCCAGAGUGAUAAAGACUACUGUAAAUCUCAGUUAGGCUUUAUCUACACCUUAAAUGGUGGAGCAGUUUCUUGGAAGAGUUCCAAGCAAGAGACCACGAUAGACUCUACUACUGAGGCAGAAUACAUAGCGGCUUUAGAAGCGGCUAAGGAAGCAGUCUGGAUCAAGAAGUUUGUUGCAGAACUUGGAGUGGUUCCGAGCAUUGUUGAUCCAAUACCUUUGUAUUGUGACAACACUAGUGCUAUAGCCCAGGGCAAGGAACCCCAGUCUCAUCAAAGGUCCAAGCAUGUGCUCCGCAAGUAUCACCUCAUCCGAGAGUUUAUUGAAAGAUUGGAGAUAAAGAUGGACUAUGUCCUCACUGAUAAUAAUUUAGCCGAUUCUCUGACGAAGGAUACAACAUUGGUUGGGCCAACUCAUGAUGCCAUCAGCCUUGGAAGGCCCAUUAGGAAGAAGGAAAGCCCAACAUGGAUGAAAGAUUACAAUUGUAGCUGA